Messenger RNA from Neurospora hispaniola, 1793 nucleotides. RefSeq lists its product as uncharacterized. Gene Ontology annotation, biological process: 'de novo' pyrimidine nucleobase biosynthetic process; pyrimidine nucleotide biosynthetic process. The record is from RefSeq and is a predicted model, not a curated record. Gene Ontology annotation, cellular component: cytoplasm. The transcript has a single exon. Gene Ontology annotation, molecular function: dihydroorotate dehydrogenase activity. NCBI's taxonomy places the organism in Eukaryota, Fungi, Ascomycota, Sordariomycetes, Sordariales, Sordariaceae. The coding region runs from base 50 to 1312 and encodes 420 amino acids.
GAUAUCUCGACAGCUUCUCGCUUAUAUCCCUCUGUCAACCCAGUCCUUCAUGACGAGCACUCCAACACCUUCACAGAACCUCACACGAACCAACACCACCAAAAUGACAAUCCCAAAACUCGACAUCUACCCGCCCCUCAUUAACACCCCCUGUCCUGCAGCAACGACACUCGAGGACCUCCUCAUCCUCUGGAACUGUCCUUCCACCGGCGCCAUAACCACCCGCACCUCACUCCCCUCCGGUUUCCCCCACGACGACACCAAGAACCUCUACGUCUUCUAUGACUCCUCCUCCCACACCGUUUCAUCUUCUACCAACCCUUCUUCCCCCUCAUCAGCAACUCCCACUCACAACGCGACCCUCAACUCCCUCGGCUACAGCCCUUUACCUCUCCAAACCUACCUCAACUUUAUACAGACCAUUACCACGUUCCAUCCUCCUCCUCCUCCUCCCAACAACAACAACAAUGGUCGCAGCAGCAGCAGGAGUAAAACAAUCAUCAUCUCCGUCACCGGUUCCGCAGAGGACGUAGCCCAAUGUUACCUGCACAUUGCCCGUCUCCAAUCGGUAUUAUUUCUUUCCACUUCUCUUUCUUUUGGGGUAAAAGUGGCAAUGGAAAUCAACCUCUCGUGCCCCAACAUCCCGCACCAUCCGCCUCCCGCUUACUCCCGCGACGCGCUGAUCCGUUACCUCGAUUCCCUCGCUGGCGCCAUCAAGGCUGCGGAAGCUGAGGGCCUACCCAGAAUUCCAGUGGGAUUGAAGACGCCGCCGUAUACCUACGAGACGCAGUUCCUGGGGUUGAUGGAGGCUUUGGAGGUUUCGGCUUCUGCGUCGGGGGCGGCUUCGCUUUCAACUUCGACGAGGAACGAAAAGGAAAAGCAGGAAGAAGAAGAAGAAGAAGAAGAAGAAGAAGAAAACAAAGAACCACAAUGUCCAAUCAGUUUCAUCACAGCAACCAACACCCUCGGCAGUUGUCUUGCUUUUACAGCUUUUACACCUUCCACAAAGGACUCUACCUACAGUCAAGAAGCAUUACCAACCGAGUUGGGAACAGGCGGACUAGCAGGGGCGCCGUUACAUCCGUUGGCAUUGGGGAAUGUCAAGACUCUGAGAAAAAUGUUGGAUGAAAGGGUAGAAAAGCUGGGGCAUCAAAUACAAGUAAUUGGGGUGGGAGGGGUGCUAGAUGCACAGGGGUAUAGGAGGAUGAGGAUGGCGGGCGCGGAUGUGGUUGGGUUGGCGAGUGGGUUGUUGUUGAAGGGGGUAAAAGUUUUUGAGGAGAUUGAGAAGGGCGUGGGAGAGGGUGGGUGGUAGUGAGUGAAUGAGGUUGUGCGAUGAAAUGGAAGAGAGGAAGAGAGGAUGGGAUGAUAAGCAAGGUGUGUGGAAUUAAAGAUAAGAGCCGAGGGUACAGAAACAGGGUAAGCAUAAUAUCUUGUGUGAUAGCAGCAAGCGUUUAUGGAGAGAGAGUUUAAAAGGGGGUGGGGGAAGAUGCAAGAGGAUUAUCUGGUAUACAACAACUUUCCGUCUUGUCUUUCUCUGACUUUGGUUUGCAAAUCAAGUUUUUUCGGUGGUUAAAAGUACUUAUUCCUUCAAAAUCUCCUCCAGUCAGCCACAUAGCAAGAUCGAAAUGCCGUCCGAAAAGAAAGACGUUUCGUGUCUACAUCAAACAAAAAGAAAGAGACAAGAUGGGCAAAAUGUAAAAAAGAGAUUGCGUUGCGGUUUGUGUGGAUCGAACACACGACCUUCAGAUUUAUGAGUGAAGUGGACUUCAGUCUGACGCUCUCCCAACUGAGCU